Messenger RNA from Chironomus riparius, 1843 nucleotides. NCBI's taxonomy places the organism in Eukaryota, Metazoa, Arthropoda, Insecta, Diptera, Chironomidae. The record is from the annotation of a GenBank genome assembly.
AUGAUUAAAUUUAUUAUCCUUGUCAUUUGCCUUAUCUCAACAUUUACUGGAUUAUCGACAUCGACUAAUAUUGAAUGUAGCUUUCUACUUAAAAGCUACUCUGUUGUAGGUUUCAUAUAUCAAUGCUUAGUCAAGAACAAUCCAAACAUUUUAACAGAAGAAUCAGCAGAAAUCAGCAGAAUUAGUGGAACACAUGAACUUACAAAAAGUAAUGACGAUGUGCUUGGCUUUCAUAUAAACAGCAAAACAAUCCAGGUCUUCCCAAAAGGUUUAGAAGAAAUAUUUAAAAAUCUUAAGUUAAUUUGGAUUCAAUCGUGUCAAUUGAAAGAAAUUCAUCAGUCAGAUUUGAUAGUUUUUCCUAAUUUAGUUUACUUUAAUCUGCUUAACAAUGAUAUUGAGGUGAUUGAGGAAGGAAUUUUCGACUUUAAUCCUAAUUUGAUACUUUUAGGAAUUCAAGAAAGUAAAAUCAUUCACAUUGAUCCGAAUGUCUUUGAUCAUUUAACUAAUUUGAAACAUUUUUGGCUUUCUUAUGUUCCUUGCAUUGCUCAGAGUAUUAACGACUCAAAAGAUAAAGUCCAAGAAGCCAUAAAAGUUAUCAAAUCCAAAUGCUCACAUUCCAAAUUUUUAUCCAUCGACAGUCAACUUAAAAAUCUUGAAGUUGAGUCAAAAACCUUAAAUUUAGAAGCCAUAACCUUAAAGAUUCAAGUUUUUGAGACAAGUUUCAAAAGAUCUAAAUUUUCGAAAUUUCGCCCAUUAAAUUAUAAAUUUGAACAUUUAAAGCAAUCAAAAAGUUGCUCAAAUUGCCGUCAAUUGGAAAAUAUUGGAACUUUAGACUCGAAAGUUGAAGAAAUGUCUAAAAAUGUAGACGAAUUAAAAAAGAUCAUUUUUAACUUUAAAGACUUCAAAGCUUCUCAAUGUAGUCUUACAGCUCCUAUAAAUGAGGUCAAAAGUUUAAUCCAAAAUGCCUUAAGUGGCAUCAGGACCUCAAUAAAUAGCCAAGAAUCUGAAUGCACCAAAUUUCAAAAUAUUUUGACUGAUUCCGCUUCAAAUGUUAUCAAUAAGAUUACUCAGGUUGAGGCUAAGGUCAGUGACUUUAAAUCUGAUCAAGUAAGUUCCACUAAUGCACUAAAUACCAAGUUUGACAAGAUACAAAAGGAUCAUGGAGCUGUGCUUAGUGACAUCAAAGUGUUGCAAAAUGACGCGGUUGGUAAGCUAAGUAGCUCACUUGCUGACACAUUUGCUGCUAUAAGGGACCUCAAACUGACCCAACAUAUCCUCAAAACCUCUCAAGAUGCAUCCUUUAGCGACAUAACCUUAAAGUACAAUGAACUCAAAAGUGCCAUAAAAUCAACUCGAGACGAAGCAAAACUGUCUGUAAGUGACAUUUUAGCUACACUCAGUGACCAUACGAAGUUACAAACUGAGGCUAAAGACUCAUUUGUUAAAAUCCGGAUUGUCCAAAAUGAGAUUAAGAAGUCCUUGAAUGACUUGAAUGUGAACAGAAAUGACAAUUUAGACGACAAGUUCUCGGCAAUAAGUGACAAGGUUGAAAGCUUUGGGGAUCAAUUUAAGGACCUUGAGGGUAAAAUGGAUGAAAAGCUUGAGAAAAACAAUAAGGAACUGACCACCAAAUUUCAUAAAAUGUCAAUUAAUUUUGAUGAGAAAGUCAAAAGCAUUGAAAAGCGAUUGAUGAAAAAAUUUGAGGAUAUUUUAGAGGAAAAACUGGAAAAGUUUUUCAACAAAAAUUAAAAUUUGGUGAAAUUUCAUUUUUUUUAUUCUAAAUUUUCAAUACUUUGAAGUCAAAUUGUAUAUUUUUAUGCUUAAUAAAGAUUUGAUGUCUAAC